AUGACAGAUGACACGUCAAGGAUGGUCGUCCAGCGCCUUAAGAGCCUGUACAUGGACCUGCUCAGGCCCAUCGAGGUGGACAGCUUCUUCUUGCACUUCAACAGCGAGUCGACCUUGACAGUCUCAGAACUCGAAGCACGACCGCAAGUCUUGCUGAUUGGCCAGUACAGCACCGGCAAGACCUCACUUAUUAAGUGGGUUACGGGAAUCGAAAGCCCGUUCUUCGACAUCCGGCCCCAGCCGAGCACAGACAAGUUCAUGGCAGUUGUGCACGGAGACGAGGAGAAGGUCAUCAACGGAGAUGCGGCGACCUGCUUGCCGGAUUUGCCUUACAGUGGCCUCUCCCGUUUUGGGUCGUCUUUCCUUGGAAAGUUCCAGGUGUUAGUGGAGAGCGCGGACAUCUUGAAACAGAUCACCUUCAUCGACACGCCUGGUGUCUUGUCUGGGGACAAGCAACGCAUCAGCCGUGGCUAUGACUUUAUGAAGGUCUGUCGGUGGCUGGCUGCACGUUCUGAUCUGAUCCUGCUGCUCUUCGAUGCCCACAAGCUCGACAUCUCCGACGAGUUUAAGGAGGUCAUCGAGUCCAUCAGAAGCGACGGAGACAAGUGCAGGUGUGUCCUGAACAAGGCGGAUGAGAUCGAUGGCGAGAACCUGGUCAAGGUCUAUGGCGCUUUGAUGUGGAAUCUCGGCAAGAUCCUCCAGACACCGGAGGUGGCGCGUAUGUACGUGGGAUCCUUCUGGGACGAGGAGUACAAGUGCAAGGAUCUGGAGCGGCUCCUUAAUCAGGACCGGAAGGACCUGCUGCAAGAGUUGCGGGACCUUCCUCGGAAUGUCUGCGUUCGGAGGGUUAAUGAAAUCGUGGCCCGGGCGCGGGCUGUCAAAGUCCACCUCGCGCUGUGCUGUGCCCUGCGGGCUCGUCUACCCACAUUUGGGUUCUGCGGCCGGCGGCAUCGCCAUCAGCUGUGGCUGUCGGAGCAUCUGCCCGAGGUCUAUGCCGAAGUCAUGAAAGACUAUGAGUUUGCGCCCGGCGACAUGCCCCAUGUCGAGUAUUUUGGCCAGCGCCUGCGUACCUUCAAAGAUUUCAGGUCCUUUCAGAGGUCCUGCAAGGCACAGCAGGAGAUGCUGGACCGGCUGAUCGCCACAGAGAUCCCACGCCUCAUGGCCAUGGUUGGUGGUGUCUCUGCGUCGGAGCUGGGCCAGAAGGUCAAUGGCAAGUCCAGCGCUUUCACAUGGAGCAGUUCGGUGACACGACCAUCUGCUGGUCUGGACAGUGGCCGUUCCCGAUGCUGCCCUGUCUGUCUACUGCUCUUCCUCACACUCGCUGUCCUCGUGCUUGCAGCUGUUGUUUUUGUUGGUCGUAUGGGCCCUGAGGAGGCAGUGGCUGCGCUGGAGCAGUUCGCGAAUCUCACCGGGAACCUAACAGGGAAUUUGACGGCGCUGCGAUUUCGGACGCAGCAGCUUCUUCGUGACUUCACCGGAGAAGAGCUCUGA
Symbiodinium natans is the source of this 1491-nucleotide messenger RNA. Lineage: Eukaryota; Dinophyceae; Suessiales; Symbiodiniaceae. The record is from the annotation of a GenBank genome assembly.